AUGCUUCCCGGAAAGUGGACUGCGCGGGCGUCGCUGGCUAGGCUGCGACACCGGCGGCGGCGGUGCCAAGGGCACGGGGGCAUCGUCAACGAUGGUGGAUGGCGCAGCCGGUCGGGCCGGUGGAGGAGCCGGUGGAGCCAGCAGCCGCUGUGGAGACGACGGCUGUUGCUGCUGGACGGGGUCUGGCGGCCCUGCACGCCGACCACGGGUGGAAGGGAGCGCAUCCGGGCGGCUGGAAAAAGGCGGCGGAGCUGUUUGCUGGAAAGAAGAGGCGGUCGGGAAACCCUGAUACCAGCGCCUGAGUUGGUUGCGGUGGCGGCGGACCACUUUGUCAGCGAUGCAGACAUCAAAGAGCUGAUGGCCUUGCGGCCAGACGAUCACCCCCUGAAUCCAUCCAGCGCUCAGGCCGAAACCUCGCGCCCAGAUAAGGGAUCCAGGAACAAAGGGAGCCUGUGCAGUCGGAACCUGUCGUUUGGGUCCAGGCCGGAGGAGGUGCCAAAGGAGGAAGCCAAGGCAAGGAGAGGAAGCCAAGGCAAGGAGAGGAAGCCAAGGCAAGGAGAGGAAGCCAAGGCAAGGAGAGGAAGCCAAGGCAAGGAGAGGAAGCCAAGGCAAGGAGAGGAAGCCAAGGCAAGGAGAGGAAGCCAAGGCAAGGAGAGGAAGCCAAGGCAAGGAGAGGAAGCCAAGGCAAGGAGAGGAAGCCAAGGCAAGGAGAGGAAGCCAAGGCAAGGAGAGGAAGCCAAGGCAAGGAGAGGAAGCCAAGGCAAGGAGAGGAAGCCAAGGCAAGGAGAGGAAGCCAAGGCAAGGAGAGGAAGCCAAGGCAAGGAGAGGAAGCCAAGGCAAGGAGAGGAAGCCAAGGCAACGAGAGGAAGCCAAGGCAACGAGAGGAAGCCAAGGCAACGAGAGGAAGCCAAGGCAACGAGAGGAAGCCAAGGCAACGAGAGGAAGCCAAGGCAACGAGAGGAAGCCAAGGCAACGAGAGGAAGCCAAGGCAAGGAGAGGAAGCCAAGGCAAGGAGAGGAAGCCAAGGCAAGGAGAGGAAGCCAAGGCAAGGAGAGGAAGCCAAGGCAAGGAGAGGAAGCCAAGGCAAGGAGAGGAAGCCAAGGCAAGGAGAGGAAGCCAAGGCAAGGAGAGGAAGCCAAGGCAAGGAGAGGAAGCCAAGGCAAGGAGAGGAAGCCAAGGCAAGGAGAGGAAGCCAAGGCAAGGAGAGGAAGCCAAGGCAAGGAGAGGAAGCCAAGGCAAGGAGAGGAAGCCAAGGCAAGGAGAGGAAGCCAAGGCAAGGAGAGGAAGCCAAGGCAACGAGAGGAAGCCAAGGCAACGAGAGGAAGCCAAGGCAACGAGAGGAAGCCAAGGCAACGAGAGGAAGCCAAGGCAACGAGAGGAAGCCAAGGCAACGAGAGGAAGCCAAGGCAACGAGAGGAAGCCAAGGCAACGAGAGGAAGCCAAGGCAACGAGAGGAAGCCAAGGCAACGAGAGGAAGCCAAGGCAACGAGAGGAAGCCAAGGCAAGGAGAGGAAGCCAAGGCAAGGAGAGGAAGCCAAGGCAAGGAGAGGAAGCCAAGGCAAGGAGAGGAAGCCAAGGCAAGGAGAGGAAGCCAAGGCAAGGAGAGGAAGCCAAGGCAAGGAGAGGAAGCCAAGGCAAGGAGAGGAAGCCAAGGCAAGGAGAGGAAGCCAAGGCAAGGAGAGGAAGCCAAGGCAAGGAGAGGAAGCCAAGGCAAGGAGAGGAAGCCAAGGCAAGGAGAGGAAGCCAAGGCAAGGAGAGGAAGCCAAGGCAAGGAGAGGAAGCCAAGGCAAGGAGAGGAAGCCAAGGCAAGGAGAGGAAGCCAAGGCAAGGAGAGGAAGCCAAGGCAAGGAGAGGAAGCCAAGGCAAGGAGAGGAAGCCAAGGCAAGGAGAGGAAGCCAAGGAGAGGAAGCCAAGGAGAGGAAGCCAAGGAGAGGAAGCCAAGGAGAGGAAGCCAAGGAGAGGAAGCCAAGGAGAGGAAGCCAAGGAGAGGAAGCCAAGGAGAGGAAGCCAAGGAGAGGAAGCCAAGGAGAGGAAGCCAAGGAGAUGAAGCCAAGGAGAUGA
Messenger RNA from Schistocerca serialis cubense, 2061 nucleotides. Its product is annotated as eukaryotic translation initiation factor 3 subunit A-like. The transcript is spliced from 2 exons. The record is from RefSeq and is a predicted model, not a curated record. Lineage: Eukaryota; Metazoa; Arthropoda; Insecta; Orthoptera; Acrididae. Bases 1 to 2061 code for a protein of 686 amino acids.